AUGGAAGAAAAUGUUGGGAGAGGUAGACAUGGCAAGCCAAGCAAUGCAAAUGCUUCCGCUCGUAGAGAGCUUGCUGCAAAUCGCCCUGCCAAACGAGGUCGUAGUAAGCAGCAAGGACCAAUUCCCGCGCGAGGGACACAUGAUGCUGAGGCGGGUGGUUCGCGUACGCGUACACGGUCACGUUUAGGCCAAGCACAAAAUGCUGCUGAGGAUGAUGAUUUUGACGCGGAUCAAUUUCUAAAUCAGGAUGCCGAGGUUAGGGUGUUACAUGGCGAACCUGAAGAACCGCAACCUGAUGAACCGCAACCUGAUGAACCGCAAAUUGAAGAACCGCAACAACCACCACGACGGAGACCGCAACAGCGACCACGACAACCACGACGAGAUGCAGCAAAUGAGGGUUAUGGAGGAGGACCAAGUGAUAUGUCAUUAUUAACACAAUACGGAAAUCAUAGGGCGGUUCCGAUAUGGGAUGCAGAACCAGAUGAUCACGAGGUUUUAAAGAGGACUCUGCGUUGCCAAGCUAGCGGGAAAAAGGUUAUGGACAUCGUCAAACCGCCUCGUAGUGAGAGGUGGUUUUGGGAUCCAAUAGAGGCAUCGGGAUUGGAGCCGCUUACCCGUGUCAAUUUUAGCGUACUUGACUAUGGGGUUAUAUGGGCAUUUGUUGAAAGAUGGCAUCCGGAAACAAGUACUUUCCACCUUCCGUUAGGUGAGCUCGGCAUCACAUUGGACGAUGUACAAUGUCUGUUACAUCUUCCAAUCCAAGGAAAGUUUUUGAACCAUACGAAGAUGUCAAGGGGAGAAGGGGCUGACAUGGUUAGUUCAUAUCUAGGAGUUGAGCGAGAGGAUAUUGAUAAAGCAUUUGCCGAAACCAACGGGGUACAUUUGAAGCAUACUACCCUGCAAACUCUAUACACAACAAACCAGACGUCUGCUGAAAGAGCGAUUGCUGAAAAUAAGCCGGCGCAUGUUGUUAGGCUUUACAGGGAGAGGAGCCAACAAGAGCAGUUACUACGCGGAUGUUGUGUAUUUGCAGUACUUUCAAGAUUUGUCAUGCGUUCAUGA
This is a messenger RNA of Trifolium pratense (red clover), 1065 nucleotides long. RefSeq lists its product as uncharacterized. The transcript has 4 exons. The coding region runs from base 1 to 1065 and encodes 354 amino acids. The record is from RefSeq and is a predicted model, not a curated record. NCBI's taxonomy places the organism in Eukaryota, Viridiplantae, Streptophyta, Magnoliopsida, Fabales, Fabaceae.